Messenger RNA from Papaver somniferum (opium poppy), 880 nucleotides. RefSeq lists its product as uncharacterized. The transcript has 5 exons. Bases 2 to 880 code for a protein of 292 amino acids. Lineage: Eukaryota; Viridiplantae; Streptophyta; Magnoliopsida; Ranunculales; Papaveraceae. Gene Ontology annotation, cellular component: nucleus. Gene Ontology annotation, biological process: regulation of cell cycle. The record is from RefSeq and is a predicted model, not a curated record.
AAUGGGAAAAUCCGAGAAAGAAAACCUUACUACCAUUUUGCAUAAACAGCUAGAAGAAAUGCAGGAGGCUUUCCAGGUUUUGGAAAGUAAACCUCGUUCAUCUCUUGAGAAAGUAGAUUGGGAGAAAGUGAUAAACAUAGCGGAGCAAUUAUCAAAAAAAAAAAAAACAGUUGCUGGAUUGCGUUGGAUUGUAGAAGCACCAGACUGUGAAGAGUUGGAGGAGAACAUGAAGAUACACUUUAGCAUGCUGCGGGAAUUUCUCUUGCUAGCACACAGGAGAAUUCUUGAUGAAGAUCGUAAACUCUCGAUCCAACAGCUAGCAGAUUCUGUCUGGGAAGCAUGUGCAUUUCUCAAGAAAAUUCCUACCACAAACCACGCAGCCAUUGCACGAGAAAUAACAUGGCUUGCAAAAUCCAUGGAGGGUGCAUUGCGUCAAUUAAAAAGAGAUUUGAAACCAGCUCCAUUUGAAGAUCUGGCAAAUGAUAAUACUACUGAUGAAUUAACAACCGAUCUGAAUGAAAAAAAUGAUGACGAUUACGUUGAUAAUGGAUCAUUUGAGGGUGGUGAGAUUGGAAAUGGCCUCUCACCUGAUGAGAUGAAAAUGGCAGAAUCGGCUGAGCUUGGUGUAGAUUUAUACCCACCACAAGUGGUUACUGCAUUGAAGCUGGAUGUCCAUGAAACUUCAGAUGAAGUCAGCAAACUUGAAGCAGAUGUACGUCAAUUUGAGGACGCUUCCUGUGAUAGUUUCUUCCAAGCUUGCGAAUGUUCACUGAGAAAUAUGAAGACUGAAUUGUAUUCAUUGGAACCAGUACCAUUAGAAAGUGAAUUGCAGAAUAUGUCUGUCAGUAUCUGGCAUGCCGAUGAGUACUCAACAAUUUAA